Messenger RNA from Xenopus tropicalis (tropical clawed frog), 3540 nucleotides. It is a transcript of the gene hpcal4, whose product is annotated as hippocalcin like 4. NCBI's taxonomy places the organism in Eukaryota, Metazoa, Chordata, Amphibia, Anura, Pipidae. The record is from RefSeq and is marked provisional. Gene Ontology annotation, molecular function: calcium ion binding.
AAAAAACAGGAGCAAGACAGCAGGACCAUCACAGAGAAUCCAGAGGUAUAUCAUUCAACGUUAAGAAGCAAUGGGGAAACCAAACAGCAAGCUGGCACCUGAGAUGCUGCAAGACCUGGUUCAGAGCACAGAGUUCAGUGAGCAGGAGCUAAAGCACUGGUACAAAGGGUUCUUAAAGGACUGUCCAUCAGGCAUCCUCAAUCUACAAGAGUUUCAGCAACUCUACAUUAAGUUCUUCCCAUAUGGCGAUGCCUCUAAAUUUGCUCAACAUGCCUUCCGCACAUUUGACAAGAAUGGAGAUGGAACAAUUGAUUUCCGGGAAUUUAUUUGUGCUUUAAGUGUCACCUCACGGGGAAGCUUUGAGCAGAAACUCAACUGGGCCUUUGAGAUGUAUGAUCUGGAUGGAGAUGGCAAGAUCACACGACUGGAGAUGCUGGAAAUAAUAGAGGCUAUCUAUAAAAUGGUUGGUACUGUGAUUAUGAUGCGAAUGAAUCAGGAUGGUCUCACCCCACAACAAAGAGUUGACAAAAUCUUUGCAAAGAUGGACAAAGACAGAGAUGACCAGAUCACCUUGGAAGAAUUUAAGGAAGCAGCAAAAAGCGACCCCUCUAUAGUGCUGCUUCUUCAAUGUGACAUGCAGAAAUAGCACUCAUUGAGCCCCAGCAAUUCCUGAGAGCUCCCUGCAUGCAUGUCACUACCUUCCCAGUUCCACAGCGUACAGGUCCUUCCACCUGUCUCUCACGCUGGACUGCCCCAUCAUGUGAGAUCAACCUGACAAUGCGACUAUUUGCAAAUCAGGAUUCAGAAUCCAAAAUCUUGUUACAUGAAGUAUAUGCAUAGAAAAAUAUGUAAUACCAUUGCAGGGCAGUUUGGUUCAUUCUUUUUUUUGUUUUCCUGCUAAUAUUUUUUGGAUUUGCAAUAAGGUUGUUGGUUGUUUGAAGAUCAUGCACUUUUUUUUUAAAGGCGCUAUACCUUAUGAUGGAAUACCUAUGCUGCCACACUUUUACUCUCUUUUACUCUAUACAGGCUAUAAGAGAACAUAAGGAGCUGUCCCUGGUAUGAAUAGUUUUACUUAACUUAUAUGCUUUGUUUGACUUGCCAUGCUGCAAUAUAUAUAUAUAUAGUCAUUAAAAAAAAGUGCCACAGCUGGAGAUCCUGGGUACAAAUGACUUAGCUUGUUGCUACAGGCUCACAUAUGUAUAUAUAUAUAUAUAUAUAUAUAUAUAUGUCAGCUCCUGCUUCUCCUGUUAGGUUGUGCAAUCUCUAUUCUAACACUAAACAAGGGAAGCCAUAAGGAUGGUUGUGGCAAGUCGGUAUAAGACAAUGGUAGCUCAGACUACACUAAAGUCUAGGGAAAAAGCUAAAGGAAAAUAUCUAUUUAUUCACCUCUUAAUAUUUACAUUAGACAAAUACAAAGAAAAUAUAAAAUGAAAGUAUAGUGCCCUUUAAAAUAAUUAAAAACUGAUACAUUAACUGAUCAUUUAGAGGGCAUUUUCUGGUCAUUCAUGAACAGUUAAUGGGCAAUUAACAGAUUUAAAAAUAAAACUUGAAGAAUGGUUUUGAUUAAAAUUUCACAAUAUUUUGCAAUACUGUAUAUUUGUUUACGUGUUUGCCUGAAGGCUAAAGAUCUCAUUUCACUGCUUAAGAUUAGUGCAUUGUGUAAUAUAUAAAUUGCCAGCUUCAGCAAGUCAGUGAGUGCCUAUCGUUUAGACAAAGGGAUCUGACUGAAGACAAAGGAAAAGAUAAUGUUAUGCCUGUAAUAUAUAAAAUAUUUGGCUUGUUAUGUAUAUGGUGACAGCGUUAUAUUUAUAUGGUGUUUGGACUCUACACAUUACAUUGUUACAGUGCUAUGGAUAAACACAUUGCGCAUUUAUGUAUAUGGCUUUAUAUGAUUUACACAAGGCUUUCCAUCUGAUCUAUGCAGUGCAUUGUAUGUUACUGAUACAGUGCUGUAUAUGUUAAAAUAAGGCUGCCAGUGAUAUAGAACCUUGCAUGUGAUACGUAGUGUCCUAGCUAUGCAUGAUGAUAAUGCAUAGUGCAGUGCUUUGCUGCUGCAUAACCAUACAGUGUCUCACCAGUUCAGUAUAUUUGUGACAUUUUGUGUAAAUUAUCUGUGCUACUUUAUUCAAUAUUAUUAACAGUGCUUUGCAUUUUACACAGCGUGGGGCUCAUUUAUAAAAGUGCUAAGCACUGUCUGUAUAUUGUUCAAAAAUAUGAUGUUUUUUAGAACACUUAACACUAUGUUGGGUGGAAGUGGGAAACUAUGUGUUCUACAGGGGAACCCACAGUCAGCUUAAAGAAAUUUGCAGUGAAUUAUUAUUCUUUCCCUCAGAUACUUCUGGAAAUGCAGCUUGAGGGUCACAUAGAAUGAGAUUUGGGGUAAAUAUUAUUUACUAAUGUUCUUUAUAAAGUUAAGCUGGCCAUACACAAGGCGAUAUAAGCUGCUCAUUCGUUCAGAAUGAGUUGGCAGCUUAUUGGCCCAUGUAUGGGGGCUUCUCAAAGGCCUCUUUGAUUGAUACACAGGUCGAUAAAAGCUGCCAACUUAUUCUGAAGGGGGCAAGUCAGAAGCUUGUUUUGGCCUGGGCAUCCCCUCCAUGUAUGGGCUUCUCGAAGGCCUACUUGAUUAAUACCACAAUGGAUGGUAUUGGUUCUGUAUUAGUCUAAUUAGCCCUAAAUUUCUUAGUGGUGUAAAUGGCAUAAUUUUUGGCACACCAAGGCAAGGGUUAAAAAAAUGGCACAGCAUUAGCACACAUUUCAUUAGUUGAUUGAUUACAUGAUUAGGUGCAAAGUACAAGGAAGCCCAUAUGGAGAACCCUAGAAUUGGUAUAUUAGACUUUUUAGGGCCCUGUACAGGGAUACUAUUGAGGAUAGAUCAUACAGUAUAAAAGAAAUCUGCAGCUUUGUUGGGAUUGGUAGGAGACUGCAGCUGUAUCAAUAUUUAUGUGCUGCUUUGCUUGGGUAGUGUAUGGGAUGCUGGAUGAGACACCAGCGCUGAUUUUCCUUGCAGUGCCAGCAGAUUUUGUUUAUUAACAGAACCAAACUAUUCUUCAAUUAUUCAUUGCUGACCCCCCCUCCCCCUUCAAAAAUGAAGUAGUAAUCUACUAUCAUUGCCAGGGCAGUCUAACUAAAUAGAAAUUUCUGAUUAGUAUUAUGUACUGUAUGUAGUAAAUAGCAUCAGAAAGCAAUUAGCCAUUUAAAUUGCAUCAGGAUACAUUUGUGAUAGGUAUGAAGAUAGAAGCGUGUGGGCUCAAGAUUGUUCAAUGUACCUGCUAAUAUAUGGUUUGGGGACUUCUUGUCAGAUAAUAUAGUAUAAAACAUUGACAUUUAAGCUGCAGAAUUACAUUACUGAUAUGAAAUAACCUUACAUCACCCUGAGAGUGUCAAGUAUACACAAGUGCUCCUAGUAAGCCUAGGGUCAGGCUGCCCCUAGCAAUAUCCCUGAGGGCAUAAUACUAGAUCUUCUCCUGCUCUGUGUGUCUGAUCUGUACAAGUGGACUUUGUCUAUUUUUCUAUCUGAAAAUAAAAUAACUGACAAAAUAA